Pseudo-nitzschia multistriata is the source of this 3375-nucleotide messenger RNA. NCBI's taxonomy places the organism in Eukaryota, Bacillariophyta, Bacillariophyceae, Bacillariales, Bacillariaceae. The record is from the annotation of a GenBank genome assembly.
AAAAUAUCGAUCAAAAACGUUCCGAACUGUGCAAGCUGCCCGUCGUUUCGAUCCCUUUUCCCAGGCCCAUCUACAACUGCUGGCCACCGUCCAUYCCAAUCUGCCUAUGCAUCGUACUGGCAUGCAGCUAGUCUAGCAACCAGCGUUGACAAGAAGAGACAGCAGAGACAGCAUCGGCAACAACGACCGGAACAAAAACACACCACCAGAACGAUUUGCGAACCGGUGUGGGCUGCGGAAGGAAGAUAGAUUUGCAGUCGUUGCACUAUCGAGAACAAUACGCAACCGAGCAGGUUCCUUCGAAGAACUUUCGUCGAUAGGUAUCGUGUCACGCACACACCUUUUUUGCAACAAACGGCAGCACAUCGCAAUCGCAAUCGCAACGCGUCAAUUCUCUUUCGCACAGAACAGACUGUGGACCAGAACCCAACCCCGAACAAAUCAAUCAAUACGAUCCAUCGAUCGAAAGAACCACCCGUGCGGAUAUUUUCGUGACAUCGGCUCGACCGGAUCUAGAUCGAAGGUUCCAGCGAUAGUUUUGGUGCACCGACCCCAUCGGUUCGAAAAGCAAAGCAAAGCGAAACACGCGAACAAAACCAAAAACGACCCGGCAACAACACCGUCGCACGAUCGAUCGAUCAAAAGACAAAACAAAGACAGACACAAAUCAAAAUGGCGUCUCCCUUUUCCUUUCACUGCAUGAUUUGCUACGAGGAGUUCGACAUCGAGAAACGAUUCCCGGUGGUCCUACCCUGCGGGCACACCUACAUCUGCAACGUCUGCGCCCACCGGCUCGACCGGUGCAUGGAAUGCCGAACGUCCCUCUACGAGCUGGUUCCGCAGAGCCAAGAAUGCACAAAGRUCGCGGAGCAGCUCCCCGGCUGGUCGACUCGGAGCCUGGGGGUGAAUAACUCCCGGAACGCCGCUGCCGCAAGGAACCAGCCCAAAAAGCCGCCUCCCCCCGUCAAGAGGCGGCUGGUCCUGCCAAAGAACGUCGUCCUCAUGUCCCUCAUCGAGGCCACAGAACUGGCCACCGAAAACGUCAACGGCCAGGAACACGAGCCGUCCCUCCAGGACUCGCCCAUGAUCAAGCCCUCCGUUAUGGACCUGGAAUACGACGAGGAAGAGAAGAUCAAGACGGGAACCUCCCUGGCGAUCAGCGACUGCGGGACCUAUGCCGUGUCGGCAAAGGACGGCCUCGAAAUCUUUCCCAACAAGCCCGAUUCGCUGGUCCAGCAAUCGGAGGAAGACGUCGACACGCUGGUGAGGUUCUACAACAAGGACCUGGCCGCCAACGGCGGCGACAAGARGACCGCCGAGGGCGACUUUCAACGGGAGCAGACGGCGCCCCCCGGGCGUCCGUCCGGACGCCUCAGCUGGGGCGACCGGGUGCAGAUCGUAUCGGCGCAGAACGGAUGGGCGAAAAUGGCACGGGGAUACGGAUACGUUCGGGCGGGACACCAGCAGCUGGUCAAGGGUGCGUCCCGUCUCGUGUGUUGCGCGUUUGUCACCUUGCCUCCUUGCUUGCUUGCUCUCUCGCUCGAUCGCUCGCUCGCUUUUGUGUUUGUGUUUGGUUCGUCGGGGUUGGCUUGUGUUACCUCCCUCUCUGUUCUUUCCGAUCCUCACCGUCGUGUUUUGGUUUCUGUCUUGUGUUUUCCUCGAAUCACCAGUUGGAGGAUCGGUAGACCGUUCCUGCAAACUAGAAGCCAUGCUGCGGCUCAUGUCUACGAGGAGAAAAAAACUUCGAGAAGAACAGAAAAAAAUAGACAAUCAGUUCAUAGCCUUCAUGAACGAAUUACAGGUGUCGCUCAUGUCCGAUGAAGAUCUGACGGUCAUUGCCGCCGACACCUUUCACAAGAACCUAGAAAACAACGACCCCAGCGGAGGUGGCUCUACAAACUCCCAAACGGUCCGGACAAGAAACCAAGAUGUUACACCCUUGGAUGCGACCAGGAGUGCAAACGCACCGGAACCCGCGCGUUCCAACAACGCGGGCGUUGUGGUACCGGAAGCCAUUCGACCCACCAAUACGUACGAGGAUAGCACGCCCCUGAAGCCGAGGUUCAACGAACGCCCCAUGACACCACCGGGACCGAGUUCGAGGGGCUCCUUUUUCUGCAGCAGCAGCGAUGUAUUGAACGCAUUCGCACCAUUGUCCAGCAGUGAAACGCAGACGCCCGCCCUUCCAAACGUAGCUCCCACCCCGGCCAUUGCCCGAGAGUUCAACAACAUGAGCGUGCAGGAACGAAACCAGUUGCAACAGAAUGCCUACCCCCAGACMCCCCGCCACGACCACCGGGGCCAGCACUACGUAGAGGAUACACCGACACGAAUACUGACGUCGGCCUCCCAUCCCUCCCCGAGUGCUCUGAGGGCCGGAGCUCGCGCCUGGAGAGAAAUGCACGGCCGACAAGCGAGCAACGGCAUCGACUUCCGGACGGGCAUGAGUGGCCACUCGGCCCUGUUUUCUUCUAGUGCGCACACGCACGACUAUCUCGCGUCCWCAAAGGGAUUUUUUGCCGGAAUGAGCAACCACACGGGCUUGACCAUGUGGAAAGCCCCGAAAUUCCCGUACAGUCUAACUACUUCUUAUACAGCCGAUGAAGGAACAGAAGCGGAAGCUCCGUCAAACCUGACUUUUCCCUCGCCGGGUUCUAGCGUCUAAAACAACAGGUUGUCGAAACGACGCUCAUGAUACACUACACAGUUGCACGUCUUCAUUGAUGAGAACUACUUCGCUUCGUCCUCAAAUUACCACCAUUAUCGGAAGCACUACUUUACSCACAUUGUAACAUCCACUCCUUGAAAAAUACAUUAAGACCGAAAUAUCUAGGGCUGUUUAAAACCAAUUCUCUUAGUCUCCUAUGGGAGGCAUGACCAAAAUUUAUCAUGAUUAUCCUACAAAAAGUUAUGUUAUUGGGUCUGUUCAUUUCACCCUUGGACCACGUCCUCACUCGUUGCUUGCUCUUCGAUGCUUUCCAUCUGUUCCCACUUGCCGUCGAUCCCUUUCUUCCACAGAGAUACGUCCGAAUCACCACUGCUGACGGCCAAAAUAUGCCCGGUUUGGGUAGACCAGCUCAGUCUCCACACAGGUCCAUCGAAUUUGUGGAGCUUACUUGCCUUCCACUCUUUGUUCUUCCCAUUUUGGGUCCAAAUCAAAACAGUGCGGUCUUCGGAACAAGAAGCUACUACGUUGACAUUGGGAAGAAUCGGCGGUGCCCACGCAACAUCCCGAACCCAAUCGCUGUGUCCAAGGUCUUUUGAGACUGGACACGACGGAUCUUCAACCCAUUGUCCCGUUUCUGGUUGUUCAAGCCAAAAUCGAAUGCGGUUGUCGCAUCCUCCCGUCACGAGUCUCAAGCUAUCAGCAGGURC